AUGAAGCAACUCUUAAACUCAGAGUAUCACAACCAGUUUCUCCACAGCUACCCCUCACUGUCAGCACUCAGUGAGUCUACACACUCAUCCAGCAUCAAUAUCCGUCCUCUGAGACACUUUGAGGAUGUGACAGCAGCUGUUUCAGAGCUCAGAGAUAAACUACAGGACAUUCUGAGAGACACAUGGACAAACAUCUCAUUGACAAUCACUGGGGAGGAGGUUUUACUUUCAGAACCAAAGAGAAGAGCUGAAUUCUUAAAACACUCUUGUGAAAUCACACUGGAUCCAAACAGAGCACACAUUAACCUGAAGUUAUCAGAGGGGAACAGGAAGGUCACAGGGAUCGGUGUUAUUCAGUCAUUUUCUCACCCAGACAGAUUCACUGAUAGGUGGCAAGUUCUGAAUAGAGAGACUCUGACUGGCCGUUGUUACUGGGAGGUGGAAUACAGUGGAAGAGUUUAUGUUGCAGUCGCAUACAAAAGUAUAAGGAAUGACAGUGAAUUUGGAUGUAAUAAUGAAUCUUGGGCACUAGAUUCUUCCCGGUCUAGAUUUGGUCACAACAAAAUCUGGACCUCCAUCUCAGGUCCAGUUUCCUCUAGAAUAGGAGUGUACCUGGAUCACUCAGCAGGGAUUCUGUCCUUCUACAGCGUCUCUGAAACCAUGACUCUCCUCCACAGAGUCCAGACCACAUUCACUCAGCCGCUACAUGCUGGAGUUCGGAUUCGGUCAGAGGGAUCCUUUGCAGAGUUCUGUAAACUCAAAUAGAUUUGCAUAGUUCUGAUGUCUGCUUCGACGUUCUUUUCUUUCUUAUUUUUAAUCCUAUAAUCCGUUUGUUCCUGGAUCCAUAAAGUUUAU
Cyprinodon variegatus (sheepshead minnow) is the source of this 855-nucleotide messenger RNA. Its product is annotated as stonustoxin subunit beta-like. The transcript has a single exon. The record is from RefSeq and is a predicted model, not a curated record. Lineage: Eukaryota; Metazoa; Chordata; Actinopteri; Cyprinodontiformes; Cyprinodontidae. Gene Ontology annotation, molecular function: protein binding. Bases 1 to 765 code for a protein of 254 amino acids.